AUGUCUCUACGCCAGAUUUACCCUGACCUCGGUCAGAAUCGGGGUGGCCAGGCCAGUAUAGAUCUUAUCGCUGUUCACGGGCUCGAUUUUGUCGAUAUGAGCGGGAGGUGCUUAGCAUCUUCCUGGCGCGAGCCGUUAGAUAAGCCUGAAGAAUUUUGGUUAGCUGCCUUUAUUCGGGAGCACAGCUUGGGAGCACGACUGCUAUCGCACGAGUUCGACUCAGUCGUCACUUUCGGUACUGGUCCAGAGAGUGUUUCGCGAGAGGCAGAUGGCUUGCUACACCAGAUUAGCACUAUCCGAUCAACCGCACAUUCGCAUACACCGAUCAUAUUCCUGAGCCACGGCUUAGGGGGUAUCCUCGUGAAACAGGCCUUAGUGAACGCGUCUCAAGGCGAUCAAUAUUGCGGAAUCAAAAAUGCAACACGGGGUCUGGCCUUCUUCGGGACACCUCACCGAGCGCCACCUCAUAGAUCGCCUGGUGUUAUUGAAACAAUAUUCUCUUUGGCUUCACCUAGUACUCCAGUACCAUCGCCCUAUAACCCUGAGCUUAUAAUGGUCCAGGGAUUUCGUGACCAACUUGAGGAUUACCAAUUUGCCCCCAGCGAAAGGUCUCAGCGCUGA
Aspergillus calidoustus is the source of this 621-nucleotide messenger RNA. NCBI's taxonomy places the organism in Eukaryota, Fungi, Ascomycota, Eurotiomycetes, Eurotiales, Aspergillaceae. The record is from the annotation of a GenBank genome assembly.